Cavenderia fasciculata is the source of this 2694-nucleotide messenger RNA. It is a transcript of the gene sdad1, whose product is annotated as SDA1 domain-containing protein. The transcript is spliced from 3 exons. Gene Ontology annotation, cellular component: nucleolus. Gene Ontology annotation, biological process: ribosomal large subunit biogenesis; ribosomal large subunit export from nucleus. NCBI's taxonomy places the organism in Eukaryota, Evosea, Eumycetozoa, Acytosteliales, Cavenderiaceae. The record is from RefSeq and is a predicted model, not a curated record. Bases 1 to 2694 code for a protein of 897 amino acids.
AUGUCAAGUGGUAAUUCAAGAAUUAUAGAUUUACUGCAAUUGCAGAAUCUAACAAAGAGAGAUCCACCUGCCUACAAGGAAGAGUUUAAACUUCAAUAUCAACAUUAUCUUACUCAAUUACAAAUCUUUCAAUUAAAACCAACUAAAGAUUUUAAAUCUUUCUCUCAAUUGGUUAGUUAUUUAUCUCAUGUAAGUGCAUGUUAUCCAGAAGAUAUGAAAGACUUUCCAAAACAAAUAUGUGAUUUAUUAGAGAAUAGUUGUACCAACUUUGAACCAGAGUUGAGACGUGUAUUGGUUAAAUCAUUGAUUUUAAUGCGUAACAAAAACAUGAUGCAACAGAUACCGUUGUUGUCUCUCUUUUUCAAAUUGUUCCGUGUACACGACAAACCACUUCGUAAACUUCUCUACUCGUACAUUGUCGCCGACAUUAAAAAUACAAACAUCAAGCAAAAGAAUGUCAAACUCAACAAAUCACUUCAAAACUUUAUGUUUACAAUGAUGUCUGAUCCUUCUGAAAUUGCUACUGUCAUGUCUCUCAAAGUUAUGAUUGAUUUAUUUAAAAGAAAGAUUUGGCAUGAUAUUAAAACAGUAAAUGUAAUUGCAAGUGCAGUAUUUUCAAAGAAUGGUAAGAUUGUAUCAACUGCAUUAAACUUUUUCCUCAAGAUUGAUGGUGACAAGACCGACGAUGAAGAAAAAGAGGCAGCUGAACGUGAAAAGGAGGCCAAGGCCGAGAUGAAGGCUCAAUCACUCUCAAACAAGGUCUCUAAAAAGACACGUUCCGGUAAACGUCGUUACGAAAAGUCAAAGGAUAAAUUCAAGAAACUCAAGGAACAAAAUCAAGGACGUAGCAAUCCCAACUUCCCCGCCAUUGAGUUGAUCCACGACCCACAGGGAUACGCCGAACGUCUCUUUUCUCAACUCCGUCGUUCCACUGAAAAGUAUGACAAUCGUCUCUUGAUGAUGAACUUUAUCGCUCGUCUCGUGUCGACACAUAAAUUGUUGCUCUACAACUUUUACCCAUACAUUCAAAAGCUUCUCACACCAAGUCAAAAGAAUAUCACCUAUAUAUUGGCUGUUGCCGCACAGGCCUGUCACGAGUUGGUCGACCCCGACAUUCUCAAACCUGUCAUUCGAAACAUUGCCAAAUACUUUGCCAACGAUGGGUCCAACCCAGAGGUCAUUGCCAUCGGUCUCAACACGAUCCGUGCUAUCUGCUCGAGAGCUCCACUUGCCAUGGAAUCGCAGCUCUUGCACGAUCUCAUCCAAUACAAGGACAACAAGGAGAAGGGUGUCAAGAUGGCCGGUCGUAGUCUUCUCUUGUUCUUUAGAGAGGUUGCUCCACAUCUCCUCCCCAAGAAGGAGCGUGGCAGAGACGGUCACAAAAAGAUGCAGGCUCCUGUCCUCCAAUUCGGUCAACAAAAGGUUAGUCAAGGUGUCGAAGGUGUCGAACUUCUCUACGAUGAAGAAUUAAACAAAGCUUUGGAGAAAUAUGAAGCUGGAGAAUGGAGUGAAGAAGAAGAAGAAGAUUCUGAUCAAGAAGGUUGGAAUGAUGUUGAAGCUUCAGAUGAUCAAGAUGAUGAUGGUGAAUGGGAAUCUGUCAGUGGUGAAGAAGAAGUAGAAGAAGGUGACCAAGAUGAAUGGGAAUCUGUCAGUGGUGAUGAAGAUGAUGAUGAUGAAGAAGAUUGGAAAGAUGUUGAUGAAGAAUUAAUAGAUCAAAUUAAUAAUGGUGAGUGGGAAGAAGUUGAUGAAAAUGAAGAUAGUGAUGAUGAAGAGGAAGAAGAAGAAGAAGAAGAGGAACAACAAGAAGGAGAAGAAGUUGGUCAAGAGUCAUCUGGUGCAGCAUUUGAAGGUACUGCCAAUAUCAAGGAUAUGUUAAAGUUACAAGCCAAACAACAAAAACAAAUUCAACAAGACAAGCAAGAAAUUAACAAAAAGAAACAACAAGAACAAUCAAAGAAACAAGUUGCCACCACUGCUACCACCACCACCAACAACAACAAGAAGAGACAAAUUCAAAAAGAGGAAGAAUCAGAAGAGGAAGAAUCUGAAGAUGACGACCAAGAUGAAUGGGAAUCUGUCAGUGAAGACGAAGAAGAAGGUGAGGAUGAUGAUGGUGAAUGGGAAUCUGUCAGUGAUGAUGAAGAGAUCCAACAACAACAACAACAACAAGAUGAAGAUGAAGAAAAAGAAAAGAAAAAACAAGAAGAAAAGAAAAAGAAACAAGAAGAAAAGAAAAAACAAGAUGCACUUGACAAGGAAAAGGUUGAUUUGGACAGAAUUUUAACAGACGAGGAUUUGGCAAAGAUUCAAAAAUUGAGAAUGAUUAAAGAUGUCAUUGAAAAGAAGCGCAAGAUUGAAGAUAUGGAUGACCUUGAAGAUCAAGGUAGCGAUAUGGACGACGAUGACAAUCCACUUGGUAUCAUUGAUCCAGACAAUUUGAUUGGUGAUCACAAGAAAAAGAGACAAACCAGACAAGAAAGAUUGGAUGGUGUCUUGCAAGGUAGAGCAGAUAGAGGAGAGUAUGGUGCCAAGAAGGCUCGUCGUGAAAAGUCUGGUAACUCUAUGAGAAACGAAGAACAAGCCAAACGUAACAAACCAUUCCUUUUGGUUAAACAAGCUGAUAGAAUUAGAAAGAAACAAUUCAUGUCUCUCAGAGAUAAACAAAUGGCCAGAUCAAAACCAAAUGAUUAUUAA